Paracoccidioides lutzii Pb01 is the source of this 2493-nucleotide messenger RNA. RefSeq lists its product as hypothetical. Gene Ontology annotation, molecular function: flap-structured DNA binding; 5'-3' exonuclease activity; 5'-flap endonuclease activity. Bases 1 to 2493 code for a protein of 830 amino acids. Gene Ontology annotation, biological process: interstrand cross-link repair. The transcript is spliced from 3 exons. The record is from RefSeq and is a predicted model, not a curated record. Gene Ontology annotation, cellular component: nucleus.
AUGCUCGAGGAGAUAGGACCACCGCUGAAGCGAUUGAGAAGAUCAGGGAGUCCUGGCAGUUUGUCUUCUUACCCAGAAGCCCUGGCUCUGGAAGGGAUUAUAUCUCCUGGAGAGGAGGUUGGAGAUCAUAAUAAUGAUCAGCUCGCCAAUGAAGACGAUUCAGAAGAACGAGUUUCGAGCACACAAACAGAGCUAGAGAUUUCUCUCCUCCCGGUAACAACGGACAAAGAAGCGAUCGAGGAAUACGAGGCUUCGGGGGUCCGGGAACGGAUCAUCGGAAGCGAGGGGUCGGGUUUACACCGCCGCUAUGAAGAACGAGAAUGGGUGAAAGGCAAAAGCUCCAUAUAUGUAGAUGCGUUCAAUCUGGCAUUGGAAAGCGUUUUGGAGGACGAAUCUCAUCUAUUCGACGAAGCGGAAAUGGAAGUGUUUAAACAUUGGAAGGGAUUAUGCUAUGAAUCACAGUAUUUAUAUGUACGUUUAUUCCUGCGCAAAACGUCGGCAUGGCAUCGUGUCAACCGCCUAGGUUACUACCAAGAUAUUGCGGAUAUGUCUGCCGCCGUGAAGGAUUUGAGACUGAAAAGGACGCUCCCAAUCUCAUCCAACCCCCUUCAGUCUUCGAUUUCAGUGGAACUGGAACCCCCUGAGAAUAUAAUUCUUGGCGGAAGUUUCCAAUUCGCUGAAGGAUUAGAACAAAUAACUACACUCGAAGAAGCGUCUUCUUUACUCCUUUUGGAAGAAUUAAAAUCUUUCUCAAAGGAUGCUAAAGUUCAGGGGAAAACUAAAAAGGAACUUUUGAGGGGAUUGCAGGAGUCUAGCAUCACUCAAGGAGGGCUUGAGUGGCCUCAGCAACCAAAAUCAGACGAUGGAACAUCCAGCGACUCUGACCUAAGUCAGACCAACAUGUCAUUAGCAAAGGUGAUGACACGAGAUUUGUAUUUUACCAAAAAGAUCUUGGACCACACAGGUGACUGUGUUAGACUUUCCUCUGCACCCCGGAAACUCUUCGAACGGGUCCAUUUACUUUUCUACCGGUCUACAGAAUGGACAGAAAAGUCCCUAACAACUAUUAUCCUAGCAAAAAUUUCGCGGAAAAACUACCCACACUAUAUCGUCUCGAGGUCAAAUUCCAUAUUCCCCUCAAGAGCCGCAUUGCUCGAGUUCGAGGCCGCCUUGCGAGUCCAGUUUGAUAUCGAUAAUACCCUAGAAUCUCCCAAUCUACCAAUUAUGAACAAAUUAACAAUUAUUAAAUCGCUCUCAAAGAGCGUUUACGGAAGAUGGAAGGCGCUGGUCGCUGAAGAACAACGCAGGGAAGAGCGGGUGUAUGAGACUGGAGAGGGCGCGUAUCUACGCCGCUUCUCUCCCGCCUGGGUGUACACUCGCAUCAUUCAUAAAGGCUUGUAUGCCUUGGGUCGUUUCAAAGAGUAUAAACGAGAGCAUGAGCUGUUGGCGGAACUGCUUGACCAGCGAUUGUUCCAUGCUGCUCGUCGAGGAGCGUGGUAUCAGCGCAAAGCUCUACUUGAAGAACACUAUAUGUGGUCUUUGAACCCCCUUGACAACCGCCCCGAAGAUGCACAGAGGAGGAAUUGGAAACGUAGAGCUCUUCGAACCUGCGAAGAGGGCCUUGAGGAUCCCGAUUGCCAUUUGAUAUACCACUAUGAUUUACAGAAGCGGAUUACAAAGUUGGAAAAGUCGCUCAAGGUCGCAAAGCGCGAACAACAUGAUUUUGGACAUGUUAUGUUGGUUAAGCCGGAGGAGCGGGUGGUGGAAGGGAUUCGGAUUGAAAGGGAGAUACCCAUUAGACCUAGUUCCAAGAACAAUUUAAGCUCUGCCUCCCAGAGAGGCAGAGCUACGGUUUGGGUAGAUGAGCGGGAAGGCGGGGGAGAAUGUAGAGUGGAAAACAUGUGCUUAAGUUGGUAUAGGGACAACGGGUGGAAGGGCUUCCAUUGCGAGAGUGGCAUUGUGCGCACAUUGUUCGGAUACCUUUUCUAUGACGUCCUGUUCACCUACGUCCCCAACGUCUUCCAGACCCCAUUCCAAACUUGCCCGUUGGACCUCCACACCGACUCCUUCUAUACCACCCGAGCUUCGGAAAUCAAUCACAGACUCGCCCAGAUCGCCAACGGGAAAGCCGAGCAGCUAAUUCGUGAGGUGCACGAUCGCGAAGCAGCGAAAGAAACCUGUGCCAUUGGCAUAGAUUGGUCUUUCGAGCUGGCUGACCUGGUUGAGAUUGUGCAAUGUUUCCGCGGCGAGGCGCUGGCUACUGUCUGCAAAGUGAUGGCUCAGGAGUAUCAGCAACGGGGCGGUGGCAUUCCGGACUUGUUCCUGUGGAGUCUGGAGAGGAAGGAGGUUAUGUUUGUGGAGGUCAAAUCGGAGAAUGAUCGGUUGAGUGAUACGCAGCGAUUGUGGAUUCAUGUCCUUACUGGUGCUGGGGUUAGAGUCGAGUUGUGUAAUGCUGUUGCCAGAGAGGUCAGGGUUGAAGGUUCUGGGGUUUGA